UGGCCGCUACAGCUGUAUUGGGAAGCCUAUUCGAUAGACCAGUAAGGAUCGACGAUCAAGAAUAGAAGACAGAUUCUCCACCGACCGGUCGGGGAGAUCCCGGAUAUAGUAACUUUGGCGUAUUCGUUUUCUAGACCUAUGGCCAAGAUGAUCCUUAACGCCCACUGGCGGACGACUCGAGAGCAUGUUGGACGUUUGACUUUCGAUGCAAAAGCUUGACCCUGACCCAGAGACUGAUGGCCCUGCUAUCUAAAGACCCUGACGCGCUGCGUUCUGCAAUUAACUUAGGACCGGUCUCCAGCAAGACUUCUGAGGCACGCACCCCCGUUCCCCUUCCUCAACCAAUAUGCCGCUCAUCAUACACCUUGACAAUCAGCAGCGUUGGUAUUCUGGGGGCGAAACAAUAAGUGGUCACGUCGAGUUUCAGUGCGCUCAAGCGACCGAGGUCGACGACAUUCGGGUGAGCUUCUUCGGGCGCAGCAAGGCCAAGGUACAGAAAGUCAAGGGAUCGGCAGCGCCCUCAGCAAGCUAUCGCAGCAAAUGUGUGCUCUUCGAUAAAGAGAGGAUCUUAUCACAUCUCAAUGGCGACACGCUAUCCCCGGGAACAUAUGAAUGGCCGUUCGUGUUCACCUUUCCAUCCAAUGUUCAAUCGCCAGGGCAGUCGUCCGGAUGGACUGAGAAGUCUCCUUUCCGCAACGAUGUGAAUCACCCAUUACCGCCGUCGUUCGCGGUCGAUACCGGAGACACCCUUCGCAAGUUGAAUUGUGCAAUCGAGUACCAAUUAGAGGCGGAAGUCUUCAAAUCACAGCGAGGCUUUUUGGGCAAGAAAUUGGCCCUGUUCAAGGAGACGCUGCAUCUCAGAUUUGUUCCUCCGGCACCCAGCGCGGAAAAAGCCUGCGAUUCGGUAAUAUACCGACAGCAAAGGGCAGAGAUGUUUGAGAUCCGCAGCAUCCUGUUACUCCUGGAGAACAGAGGGCGAAGUCUAACCUUUCAGGAAAGGCUCCAGUCAUGGGUUUCGGCACGGCAACCUCGUUUCAGCUUCAAAGCAACCUUCUCCUAUCCGAUACGUGUCAAACAAGGAUCGUCUCUUACAUGCCUUCUAGAGAUCCACCCCUUCAUGGAAGACUCAUCUGUCAGUCUGCCGCCCGAGAUUUCACUGCAAUCUUUAUCUCUGUGUGUUGUCAGCCAAACGGCUGCGCGUGCUGCACCAUCUCUAAUAGGCUCAUUAUCAGGGCAGGUACACGAGAGAAUCGAGUUGUUGAAUCAAAGAUCUCUUGCAAUGCCGGUAAUGGGGACUUUGGAUUUAUCUCACACGUUGGGGCCUCUGAGGCUAAGCCGGUCGGACAUUUCUUUCAGCACAUUUAAUCUCAGCAGAUCUUAUCUACUGUGUGCGUCCUUCGCAUUCGAGUGUGCAGGGAAGUCUGUCGAAUUUAGCCUUGCAGAUAUGCCCUUUGAAAUGGUGGCAGAUGUUCAAGCGACGUCGGGGAGCAAAGACAUCGCGGAGAAUAGUGCACAAGGUGCGCCGCCCUCUUAUCAUGCUUCCAAUUCAUCGACAGAGGACGGGAAAAAAAAUAGAGAAAGGUUAAAUGAGCGCAGUGUUGGAUGGUUCUAAAUGGCAACGUGCUCGUCAAUCCUCGCGGCUGUUUCGGUCAGCCCUUCAGACAAAUGUACGGCGGUCGGAAUCGGAAAUUAAUC
Aspergillus homomorphus CBS 101889 is the source of this 1695-nucleotide messenger RNA. RefSeq lists its product as uncharacterized. Gene Ontology annotation, molecular function: protein-macromolecule adaptor activity; ubiquitin protein ligase binding. Gene Ontology annotation, cellular component: cytosol; cytoplasm; plasma membrane. The transcript has a single exon. The record is from RefSeq and is a predicted model, not a curated record. Gene Ontology annotation, biological process: ubiquitin-dependent endocytosis. The coding region runs from base 347 to 1612 and encodes 421 amino acids. Lineage: Eukaryota; Fungi; Ascomycota; Eurotiomycetes; Eurotiales; Aspergillaceae.